AGUCCACACCUGCGAGACCAGAUUUGAGAAGAGGAGGCAGGAGUUCAAAGCCAACCUCAAAUACAUAGCAAGUCCAAAGCAAGCCUGAGUUACGUGACAAUCUGACCCAACCACCCACCAUGCAGACACAAACAUAAAGAGUCAUCACUGACUGACUGAUUGAUUGAUUGAUUGACUGAUUGAUUUUGAGAAGUUAAGGAAGGCCUGAGCUCUUGUGUUUACCCUGCCUCAGCCCCCGAAGUGACACUAUCUAUCAUAUAACCCCUGCUCACAGCCUUUCCCCCAGGCCUCCCAAGGCUCUGCAGAGGGAGAAUUCCAUUUCUAACCUUUGUCCCCAGGCCUGGCAGCUCAUUUGGUGAACAAUCUCCCAACAGUAGCAAAGGGACAGACAUCUCUGUCCAAACAAUCCAACCUCUCCACACAUCCCCCGCUCUGUACUGUCACUGGAACAUUCUGCCAAGUUCCACCUGUCCUGGCUUCAUUUUCCAGGUCAGAUGUUUGACUGCUCUAUCUCUGGCAAAAAAAAAAAGUCAUGCCAGCCAGAGGUCCACUCCUCCCAGGGUCCCUGGUGGCCCGGACAGAGUUGAGGCCACUGCUGUGCAGACCCUGAGCGCUGGAUGUGCGUCCUUCAAGGAGGACCUCCUCCAGCAAUGACUUCCUCCUUGUUCCUGGUUCUUUUGCUCCUGACUCCAGCCACAGUGGCGAACCUCAAAUCUGCUGGUCCAUGUCCAACGUGCUGGGGGGCCACCUUCGACCUGGAGAGCCAGCGGGAGCUGCUUCUCGAUUUGGCCAAGAAAAGUAUCCUGAACAAGCUGCACCUCAGCCAGCGCCCCACCCCGAGUCGGCCUGUGUCCAGAGCGGCCCUGAAGACCGCGCUGCAGCGCCUCCGUGGGCCUCGACGGGAAACCCUGCUGGAGCAUGACCCGACGCAGGAAUAUGAGGUCAUCAGCUUUGCUGAGACAGGCCUCUCCAGCACCAACCGGACGCGUCUGGAUUUCCACUUCUCCGACAGAACUGCCGGUGGCAUGGAAGUUCGGCAGGCCCGCCUCGUGUUCUUUGUGCACCUCCCCUCCAACGCCACCACCCAGGCCGUGAACCUGCAAGUCCUUGGGCCCAGGCCACGUGACACCAACCUCACCUCGCCAAGUCCGCACCGGCUGCGGGUGGAGGGCAGCGGCUGGCACCAGCUCCUCCUGGGGCCCGAGGCUCAGGCUGCUUGCCGUCGGGGGCACCUGACCCUGGAGCUGAGCCCGGAAAGCCGGGCGGCCCACGGUUCAGCCAUCCUGGGCGGGUUUUCGCACAGGCCUUUUGUGUCAGCCCGGGUAAGCGCCGGGGGCCAGCAUCGGCUCCGCCGCCGCCGCCGCCGGGGCAUCGACUGCCAGGGAGGGUCCCGGAUGUGCUGCCGGCGGGAGUUCUUCGUCGACUUCCGCGAGAUCGGCUGGCACGACUGGAUCAUCCAGCCCGAGGGCUACGCCAUGAACUUCUGCACCGGGCAGUGCCCGCUCCACGUGGCCGGCAUGCCGGGCCUCUCGGCCUCCUUCCACACCGCAGUGCUCAAUCUGCUCAAGGCCAACACGGCCGCGGGCACCACCGGAGGGGGCUCGUGCUGCGUGCCCACGGCGCGGCGCCCGCUCUCCCUGCUCUACUACGACAGGGACAGCAACAUCGUCAAGACGGACAUCCCGGACAUGGUGGUAGAGGCCUGCGGGUGCAGCUAGCUCGCCUGUGAUGCCAGCGGCCCGAGGGAGAGCCGGCAGACCUGCCUGGCGAGGACCGCCUUCCUCGGAGGUGGGAGUGACUGGUCCUGUCCUCUCUGUCCACAACGUAACCACCUUCUUUCUAAGCAGGCAGACCGCCAUCUGUUGACCCCAGGGGACCUGCAUCUAAAGAGAGUCGCCCAGGACCACCGGCCUCUCUCUCACUCUCCUGGGCCAUGGUUGACCCAGAACACCCUCAUCCUAGACCCAGAACACCCCCAUAGACCCAGAACACCCUCAUAGACCCAGAACACCCUCAUUCUAGACCCAGAACACCCCUCAUCCUAGACCCAGAACACCCUCAUCCUAGACACAGAACACCCUCAUCCUAGACCCAGAACACCCUCAUAGACCCAGAACACCCUCAUCCUAGACACAGAACACCCUCAUCCUAGACCCAGAACACCCCCAUAGACCCAGAACACCCUCAUCCUAGACACAGAACACCCUCAUCCUAGACCCAGAACACCCUCAUAGACCCAGAACACCCCCAUAGACCCGGAACACCCUCAUCCUAGACCCAGAACACCCUCAUCCUAGACCCAGAACACCCCUCAUAGACCCAGAACACCCUCAUCCUAGACCCAGAACACCCCUCAUAGACCCAGAACACCCCUCAUAGACCCAGAACACCCUCAUCCUAGACCCAGAACACCCUCAUCCUAGACCCAGAACACCCCUCAUAGACCCAGAACACCCCUCAUAGACCCAGAACACCCUCAUCCUAGACCCAGAACACCCUCAUCCUAGACCCAGAACACCCCUCAUAGACCCAGAACACCCCUCAUAGACACAGAACACCCUCAUAGACCCAGGACACCCUCAUCCUAGACCCAGAACACCCUCAUCCUAGACCCAGAACACCCUCAUCCUAGACCCAGAACACCCUCAGCCUAGAUCCAGAACACCCCUCAUAGACCCAGAACACCCCUCAUAGACACAGAACACCCUCAUAGACCCAGGACACCCUCAUCCUAGACCCAGAACACCCCUCAUCCUAGAC
Molecule: messenger RNA, 2760 nt
Organism: Peromyscus leucopus (white-footed mouse)
Lineage: Eukaryota; Metazoa; Chordata; Mammalia; Rodentia; Cricetidae
Gene: Inhbc
Product: inhibin subunit beta C
Exons: 2
Coding region: 618-1718 (366 amino acids)
Biological process (GO): SMAD protein signal transduction; BMP signaling pathway
Cellular component (GO): extracellular region
Molecular function (GO): cytokine activity; hormone activity; growth factor activity
Source: RefSeq, a predicted model, not a curated record